Molecule: messenger RNA, 1562 nt
Organism: Schistocerca cancellata (South American locust)
Lineage: Eukaryota; Metazoa; Arthropoda; Insecta; Orthoptera; Acrididae
Exons: 5
Coding region: 135-1562 (475 amino acids)
Source: RefSeq, a predicted model, not a curated record
GACAUCGUUUGCUUGUGUGUUUUGCGCAACUGUGGGCUAUAUUUGUGACGACAUAAAUGUUGUGUUUUUCAUGCAAUUGCAUGCGAAUACUGUCAACAAGAUAGCACAACGAUUCGAAGCUUUUGUGUGAGGAAAUGUCUACCUGGACAAACGAAUUUGACGUCUUCAGGGACCUCGAUAGACUGUCAGGACUUGGAAGAAGUAAUGUAACGUAUCCUUCGUUGAACGCCUUUGGUAGAGGAAAGCUGAUAAUCAAGGAAGAUCGAAAUGGAAGAAAAACGAGGGUUGCUCAGUUUUCACCACCACCUAAAAUCCCAGUGCCACAGAGUUGUCUGGAAGAACAACCCAGUAAGAUGCAAGAUGAAACAACAUGGGAAAGAGAUAGAGACCUUUAUUUGCAGCUGAGAGAGAUUUGUGGACGUGGCUACUCUAAUGAAUUGAUAGAGGAGGAGUUUGGACAAACAGAGUGCCACAGCCAAGAACAAUUGAAUGGUAUUUCUUGCGAUACUGGUGUUGAAGAUUUGCUGGAAGAAGCAAGCAACAAAUUAAUUCUUUCUGAUAAAGAGCAUACAACCUUGACAUUAAGUAAAUCAGCAUCUUCACAGCUUCAGGCUUCGAAUACUGAAUUAGUAUUACCUGGUGCAAAGCAUUCACGACCAAGACUUUUUGUGCAUCCUCCAAAGCUGAAACCUAGCCGUAAUGCUCUACUGAAUAGCCUAGCCCGCAGGAAAAUUUUGCAGCUGUCUGACGAACCAGAAAUGACUGAUCCUCCCAUCACUUGCCAUGAAAGAGGAACUGGCUGUUUUGCAGAGGAUGUCAUUCCCAGUGAUAAAUGUCCACCAGGUGCAAAACUUUUAAAAACUGAGUUUGUUAAUGGAUUCUCUGACUCUGUCACUGAAGACAAACUGGCAAUACCAGAUGUGGCUUCUCAGAAGAUGGAGGUAGAAUCUGCGGAGAUAUGUGAUCAGGGACAGUCUUACAGGGAGUCUCAGAAGCAGUGCAUUAAUUGGUCGGAUAUUCGAAAACUGAAAGUCCCCAGUAACAGUCCUGUAUCCAUGUAUUCUUGUGGCUCACCGAGUUCGCCUGUACAUGCAGUCAACUCCUACACAUCUCAGAUGUCUAGACAAAACAGUAAAGUCAAAUCUAUUGCAGCUCCAAACGUUUUUGAUUUGCCAGGAUUGUCAGCCUCACCAGACUUCUUACGUGAGGAGAGAGACACUUCAAGGUGGAAACAGGGUUAUCAGAAAAAGCAAGAUUUGUCACGUAAGGCCUCAGGUGCGCAGUUUAAGUCGGGAACUAAAAGGACAAAAGAGUAUUGGUGUAGUUUGCCAUCCUCACCAACCAAUUUUACCACUCCAAAGGAAAAUCUUUCGUGGAGUUCUCUUAGAAAACACAAUUCACAUCCAAAACAAAUUAUGUUAUCAGAUUAUAUCAAACCAAUGUGUAGCUUGGGAUCAGUGCCAACACACAGUUUUUCAGAAUCUUCCAGUCCACACGAAGAACUGAGAGACUGUAACUCAUUACAGAUUCAUUCUGCAAAAGAUUUUCCUCCAUUAGAGUAA